Molecule: messenger RNA, 2046 nt
Organism: Phoenix dactylifera (date palm)
Lineage: Eukaryota; Viridiplantae; Streptophyta; Magnoliopsida; Arecales; Arecaceae
Product: F-box/kelch-repeat protein At1g67480-like
Molecular function (GO): protein binding
Source: RefSeq, a predicted model, not a curated record
UUUUGGGGGAAUUCCGGACCCCCCCACCCCAACUCCGACCCCCAUCCCUCUCUGCCCCUUUUUAUCUCGCCGUUCUCCUCACCUUCCGAUUUUGGUCGGGUAAAAAAUCUUAUUUUUAGUUGAUUCAGCUAUCAGAAAAUGGAUGAUACUGGGGGCUAAGUAAAUUCAAAUUUCUAUGGCCUUUGAUAUUGGGGUGAUGUUUGGGGGAGAGAACAAUUUCAACAACAGCAACAACAAAAAUCAGGUGCUUAGUUUCUGCAGAUCAAUAGAGAGAAUCUAUUCUAAGAGCUGCCUCUCUGGAAUGGCAUUUAAAACAGUGCGGGCAAUUUCCAAAGCAUCAUUGACAUUCACGCCCCGAGUGUCGCCAUCCUUCAGGCCUUUGUCUCUUAAAAUCCCUAUAAGUGAUGGAUAUCACGAAUCCCUGUGUUUGAGUUACUGUCAUUUAUAAUACACCCAACAAUUUUUAUUGGUAGUCGAAGAGAAACAUUUGGUUGGGGCACAAGGGAUUUGCUUGCACAUUGCAGAUUCUUUUAACAGGGAAGUUUGACAAUGCCGGACUUUGGUGUCAGAAAACGGUUUGCUGAGUCAGAGAAGUGUCUCAGCAUUGCAACAAAAAAUAAUUUUGCAUCUUGUUUGAAAGUUUCCACGGGGCUUACCCUGCAAGCACCAUGGGAUAUGUGCUGCCCUUUAUUAUCUGGGUUGCCUGAUGAUGUGGCAAAGUAUUGCCUUGCACUUGUUCCCCGGUGUUACUUUCCUGUCAUGGGUGCCGUCUGCAAGAGAUGGAGAUCAUUUAUCCAAAGCAAGGAGUUCAUAACUGUAAGGAAGGAGGCAGGCAAGCUUGAGGAAUGGCUCUAUAUCUUAACUGGUGAUGCAGAUGGAAAGGGGAGUCAUUGGGAGGUCUUAGGCUGCUUUGGAGAAACACACCAGGUGUUGCCACCAAUGCCUGGUCCUGUAAAAGCUGGUUUUGGAGUUGUUGUUCUUGAUGGCAAGCUUUUAGUAAUAGCUGGAUAUUUGGUCGAUGCUGGGACAGGGUGUGUUUUAGAUGAUGUCUAUCAAUAUGAUUCUCGGCUUAAUGGUUGGAGCAUGCUGGCCAAGAUGAACGUUGCUCGCUAUGACUUCGCCUGUGCCGAGGUCAAUGGUUUAAUAUAUGCUGUAGGUGGCUAUGGAUCUGAUGGUGAGAGCUUAUCAAGUGCUGAAGUUUAUGACCCUGACAAAAAUGAGUGGACUUUGAUCGAAAGCCUGCGCCGCCCGAGGUGGGGCUGCUUUGCCUGCAGCUUUGAAGGCAAGCUCUAUGUCAUGGGUGGACGGUCAAGCUUCACAAUAGGCAACUCGAGGUUUGUGGAUGUGUACUACCCUGAAUGCCACUCUUGGUAUGAGAUGAAGAAUGGGUGUGUGAUGGUCACUGCACAUGCUGUGCUUGGCAAGAAACUAUUCUGUAUGGAGUGGAAGAGCCAGCGGAAGCUGGCAAUAUUUAAUCCAGUUGAUAACUCAUGGCAAAAGAUCCCUGUGCCGGUCACUGGGAGUUCAACCAUAGAGUUUCGCUUUGGGAUACUUGAUGGCAAACUGUUGCUUUUUGCACGGGAGGAAGAGCCUGGGUACCAGACACUGCUGUAUGAUCCGGUUGCUCCAGUGGGAUCCGAGUGGCAAACAUCUUCACUUAAGCCUUCUGGUCUGUGUUUGUGCAGUGUGACGAUCAAAGCUUGAAGUCUUGAAUGUUCCAUGGAUUACUUAUCUGUUGCUAUUUAGUGUGCUGCUGCUUAAGGCGAGGUUAGAUGUUCUUUUUCUAUUUAGAUCGCAAAUGAGACCAGACCGGUUUACCCUACUUUGUUUUGUGGGAUGUAUGAACUGGUAACUUGGUUUCAACUCCAUUUAAGUAAUGAUUCUCUUGGUGUGACCAUACAAUGGCUGCAGCUACUUUAAUAUAUCGGCUCUCUUAAGCUCUGUAUUGCUUAUUGUGAUUAUCCUUUGAUAUAUGCUAGUAUUCAAUGUAAUAUAAGAAAUGCUAUUUGUGUUUGAUGCAAUAUAUUGGAACAGGUCACAAGGAAA